AUGGAUGGAGAGGAAAAUAUUCCGCUACAAGGUUGGGAUGCUGAGAGAAAUGUUGACGACGAAGAGCAAACCACGACAAAAAGCGGAAAACCUCUAUUAACUUUAAAAUAUUGUAAUGAGCAUUCGAGGCUUUAUCGAAAUGAGGCGGAAAAUUCGACGACAUUUUAUUUUGAUUAUCUAUCCGAGAAUAAGAGUGUGGAAAUUCUAAAUUGGAACAAACUUCGCGACCUGAAGCUUGCCAACAAAUGGGGAGUUUUGCGGCACCCAUUUGUUCUAAACUACCUCAAUCAAAAGCUUAUUGAUUGCGCAUUAUUCUAUACAUUCCAUAUUAUAGCAUUUUUCCUAUUCUUGCUACUUCUUUCGUGGCACAUUUUCUCGCCGGCAUUUUUCAAAUCAUGCAUAGUAACCGUUUUCGUGGCAGCGUUUGCGAUAUCACAGAUUUUAAAAGCAACGUUAAAAGCGCGAGUGAGCCAUCGAAUUUCGGCAUGGUUCGUUGUCGCUUUCAUAUUCAAUAUGCUCACCUAUGCGGCAACUUUGGCCUAUGUUUGGCUGCCAACCGUCUUCAAAUAUGACGACUAUCACCAAGAAGUCAAACACAUCAUCCUCUGGUUUCUACCAAUUGUCGCAAUCAUCUCAGCAUGGAUCAAUUUCCUUUACAUUUUAAGAAAAUCGCCAUUCGGUAUUUAUAUUUUCAUGAUGACGCGAAUACUCAAAUCAUUCGGACAUGUCGCCGCCAUUUGGAUUCCAACCUUGAUCGCCUUCUCAUUCGCAUUUCAUUUAAUAAUGAAGGAUACUGGAAUCAAGCCAUGGUCUGGAAUUGAUCAGGCGACCGCGAAUGCUACAAUGAUCACAAAAUUGCUUGUAAUUCUUCGAGCUGUUACGAAAACGUCCACUAUGAUGAUUGGAGAAGUCGAUGCCAAUGACAUUCUAGACACUAACCAAUGGAUUCCAAGCAUUCUAGUGCUCGUCUUCGAAAUUAUCACUGUGAUCCUUCUGAUGAACCUGAUGGUCUCGUUGGCAGUCGGAGAUGUUACGGACCUCAAGAAUACUGCCAGUGAUAAGCUGCUGAAAAUUAAAGUCAAUUUUGUCAUCGAAGCCCUUCAACUCAGCGAGCAAUUUGAACGAAAUUUGCACACGACCAAAACGGAAAACAUACUAGUAAUCCAGGAAGAUGGUCAUUAUUUUACAACGACUGACGCAUUCCCUAGUGGUGAACCUCGAGAAUUAUCUAGCGCUGCUUACCAGCUUUCAUUGGCUGAACAACCAAUACAACUGCAUAUUCGCACAUUAACAGGACACUCGAAAACGGCGACUAUUAGGAAAUGCAUUUUUGAUUGUGUUGAAUCACCGUUGUCGGGGAUUCCGAAGAUUCUCAGAAGAAAAAGCGCCAAAUCCUAUGAGAAUAGUGAUGGGAUUCUCCAGAAAUGCGCAAAAUGGCUUAUUGGACUUGAUUGGGCCGGAUAUCUCAUCUUGUAA
Messenger RNA from Caenorhabditis bovis, 1476 nucleotides. The record is from the annotation of a GenBank genome assembly. NCBI's taxonomy places the organism in Eukaryota, Metazoa, Nematoda, Chromadorea, Rhabditida, Rhabditidae.